CGAAGACCACCGAUGACAUGUACACCACAGACUUCUCUGGCAAAAACUACUUCCAGUUCCUCCACGUGUCCAAGGGCUUGGUGGUCGUCUACGUGAGGAACGAGAAUGGCGACAGCGUCACGGAAGUGACAGAAGCUUUCGGGAAGGGGCCGCUGACACCUGAGCAGUUCGCCACCUACUCCCAGCUCACGGGCGCCAAGGGUGUCCCGGUGUCGAGCAUGCAGUCUAUCCCCGACCAAGACACCUGCCCGCCGUGACAGCGUCCCCGGGCUGCAAGACGGUGCAGGCACCGGACGGCCACCAGCAGCCUGUCCGGGCGCCGGGAUCACCCGU
Messenger RNA from Condylura cristata (star-nosed mole), 333 nucleotides. RefSeq names its product aphrodisin-like. Lineage: Eukaryota; Metazoa; Chordata; Mammalia; Eulipotyphla; Talpidae. Bases 18 to 257 code for a protein of 79 amino acids. The record is from RefSeq and is a predicted model, not a curated record. The transcript has 5 exons.